This is a messenger RNA of Aaosphaeria arxii CBS 175.79, 610 nucleotides long. RefSeq lists its product as uncharacterized. The record is from RefSeq and is a predicted model, not a curated record. NCBI's taxonomy places the organism in Eukaryota, Fungi, Ascomycota, Dothideomycetes, Pleosporales. The coding region runs from base 151 to 516 and encodes 121 amino acids. The transcript has a single exon.
GCCUCAUGUACGCAGUACAUGUAACAUGACACGCUGACCGACUAUUUUCAACAAACAAAGCCGCAAUCGACUCGUUGCCCCGUCCCCCUUGUAAGUAUAGUAAUAUCACUCCUCCGCAUUUAGUCUCGCACUAAGGGGAUAAGACAUCUCAUGCACAAUACUGGCGUGACUGGGCACCGCUUUGUAUAUACAUACGUAUUACCUUUAGAUGGCAUCCAUACGCGACAGUAUGUAACUGCAAGUUGCUACAAGGUACCAAGUAUAGUCGCUCUGAACCUCUGCUGUUUCCAUCUCAGUAGCAUGGCAAAUCAUUCUCCCUGCAUCGAAUGCAUCACCGAGACUGCUGGCUCUAUGAUUCUUGCACUUUCUGUCCGGACCAAUAGACCUGCUAGACGGUCUUCUUUGUACACCCCUCUGUACACCUUAUCAAAGAUUUGUACCUGGCAAGCAGUCUUUCUACUUUUCUCCGCUUUGGUAGUCUGGACCUGGACACAGCCUCCCGUUUUCGCAAUAUGAGCACUCGUACGGAGUUUCGUCGCUUUGAAUCUGCUGACUGCAUUGACGAGGCAAUGUCCCGCCGUAUGCACUAGUAGCGAAGCCUCCAGCGCUG